Molecule: messenger RNA, 705 nt
Organism: Protopterus annectens (West African lungfish)
Lineage: Eukaryota; Metazoa; Chordata; Ceratodontiformes; Protopteridae
Product: mitochondrial fission process protein 1-like
Exons: 1
Coding region: 1-489 (162 amino acids)
Biological process (GO): mitochondrial fission
Cellular component (GO): mitochondrion
Source: RefSeq, a predicted model, not a curated record
AUGGGAACUGUUAAGGAAGAAUGCGACUUCUACCGGGACACUUGGGUCAGAUUUUUGGGGUAUGCCAAUGAGGUUGGAGAGUCAUUUCGAGCUUUAGUCCCUGUCAGUUUGGUUUGGGCAAGCUAUGGAAUAGUCACUGCCUACGUGACAGCAGAUGCAAUUGAUAAAGGAAAAAAGGCAUCGACUAGUCAUGGAGAUGAGCCAGGGAAGACGGGAAGAGUUACUGUAGCCGUGGUAGACACAUUUAUCUGGCAGUCUUUAGCAUCAGUAGCUAUUCCUGGCUUUACUAUCAACCGAAUCUGUGCUGCAUCACUGUAUCUGCUGGCCAGAAUGAUUCGGUGGCCUGUCCCAGUUAGAAAGUGGACUACCACAGCUGUAGGACUGUCAGCUAUCCCAGUAAUCAUCAAACCAAUAGACAGGUCUGUGGAUUUCCUGCUGGACUCUACUCUUCGCAAAAUUUACAAUGUUGGAGGAAAAAAGCAUAACUGAUAAUAAAUCAGUGUGGAAGUAAGGCAACAUCUUCUGUAGAGCUCCUGCCAUGCAUACUCUAAGGCAUUCUCAGGAAGGUUUAUAUACAUUACAGUAUGAAUAUCUGAGGAACAAUGACAACUAUACCUCCAUCAUUCAAUGUUAAGAUGAAUUCUAAAAUACAUCACUACCUCCAGAUAUGGAAGGAAGUAAAUUGUAUCUAGCUGCUUAAUGGAG